Closterium sp. Naga37s-1 is the source of this 3129-nucleotide messenger RNA. NCBI's taxonomy places the organism in Eukaryota, Viridiplantae, Streptophyta, Zygnematophyceae, Desmidiales, Closteriaceae. The record is from the annotation of a GenBank genome assembly.
GGUCUCCAACUCGCGUUGCCGUGGGGGCAUACAGUCGCUCUCGUGGGGGCCAGUGGAGGGGGCAAGUCCACGCUGCUGUCACUAGCGCUGCGCCUGUACGACCCCAGUGCAGGCCGCAUUCUGCUGGCAGGCGUGCCACUGCCUGACAUCGACUCCCACUACCUCCACUCCAAGGUGUCAGUGGUGUGGCAGGAGCCUCUCCUGGUGAGCCGUUCAGUAGCGGCCAACAUCAGCUACGGCGUUACCACCCCCGUGCCCCUCUCGGCCAUCCAACGCGCCGCCACCAUCGCCAACGCCCACCACUUCAUCUGCGCCCUGCCACACGGGUAUGACACGGAGGUGGGGGAGAGGGGCGUGCGGCUGACAGGAGGGCAGCGGCAGCGCAUCGCCAUAGCACGGGCGGUGCUGCUGGAUCCACAGCUGCUACUGCUGGAUGAGGGCACGGCUAAGAGCGAUGCUGACAGCGAGCACCUCGUGCAGGUAAUGAUGAGCGGGCUUCUGAGUCGACUCAAAGUUAUGUUGCUGGAUCCAAAGCUGUUGCUGCUGGAUGAGGGCACUGCCAAGAGCGAUGCUGACAGCGAGCAUCUCGUGCAGGCAGCCAUGGACGAGCUAAUGAAGGGGCGCACCGUACUAGUAAUAGCGCACCGGCUCUCCACAGUGAAGGCGGCGCACACAGUGGCAGUGGUGGCGGGGGGGGAGGUGGUGGAGAAGGGCGGGCAUGAGGAGCUGGUGAGCACAGGGGGCAUCACUGCCAACCAUCUCGCCUCCUCAUCUCUCCAACCCUCCGCAUUCUCCCCCUCCCCUUCUCCCAUUUCUUACCCUUCCUCCUCCCCUUCCACAUCCCUAUUCUCCUCCCCUUCGUCUCCCCCCAUGCCCUUCCUCUCUUCCCGUUCCCUUCAUGGUAUCUCCACUUUACUCGCCUCAGGUCAACCGCUCGGCCCUUUUGUCUCAUCUACUUUCUCCUCCUCUCUCCCACUCAUAUCCUCUUCCAUCUCAUCUUCUAUUUCCUCUUCCGUCUCCCUCCCUUCCCAAUCCCUCCCACAUUCCUCCACUUUCGCUCCUCAUUUCCUUCUCCCUGCCUCUUCCCUCCCUGCCUCCUCCUUCCCACCUUCAGCACUAUCCUCCUCACCCCUUUUACCAUCCUCACUCUCCUCUCCUCCCCGUCCCGGCCCCCUCCUCUCCUCUCACACCCCGCCUUGGUCCGAAUCACACAGCACAUACCAUCCACAUAGCAUGUACAGCAGCACAGGCAGCACACACGCCGUGCAUGCUUUGCAUACCAUACGCGCUACCCAUGCCACUGAAAGCACGCCACCUAGGACGUACAGCAACCAGGGAAUGCACAGCACCACUCUGAACCCACUUGCACCUGUGACAGCUGCUGUUUCGUAUGUGGGGUCAACCAGCGGCAGCAGCAUAAGUGGUGAAGGCAGGUUUGUGGGUGUGUCCACUUCUGCUGCUCCCACUGCUGCUUCCUCUUUGUCUACAGGGAGUCUUGCAUAUUCAACCAGUGGCAGCAGCAGCAGCAGCAGCAGCAGCAGCAACGGGGGCGGCAGCAGCAGCAGCAGCGGGGGCGGCAGCAGCAGCAGCAGCGGGGGCGGCAGCAGCAGCAGCAGCGACGUGGCAUCAGCAUCAGCACAGCAAUUCCCUUCCCUUACAGCAACCACUCCCACUCCUCCUCACCGCUCCUCCCCCAGCAUCUCCCGCUAUUCCCAUGUGCGCUCCCCUCAUCAAACUAGAACGCCAUCUCCCAUAAGAGACACAACGGGGGGUUGUUCCUCUCCCACCAUCCCCCUCACCACCCCUUCCACCAAUUCCCCCACCAUCCCCCCCACCUCCCCUCCCAUCUCUGUCUAUACCCCACCUUCCAUCCCUCGGUCCACUCCUCCCAGCACCUCAGCAGCCGCAUCGGCCUCCCACAUGCCCGUCCCUCCUACCAGCUCCUUGCACUCUCAAGGCCCCGAUUCUCGAGCGCCCUCUGCCCAAUCCUUGUCUCCCGGCCGUUCCUCAAUGCUGCCUGCUGCUGCUGCUGCUGCUGGGGCAGAGGCGGAAGAAACGGGUGCAGCAGGGAGUGAUGGGAGUAUAAGCAGCAGCCUGUAUUCCAGGAGAAUUCUGAGGGAGCAUAGUGAUGGAGAAGAAGCAGCAGAAAGAGCAGAAGCAACAGAAGCAGCUGAAAGAACAGAGGCAACAAGCUUGGACAGAAGUGGCAGAAUAGAAAGAACCACUGUCGGCAAUGCUGCUGCUAGUCUCGAAUCUCCUGAUGCCUCUACAGUUUCCAGCAACAUUUCGGAGGGUGCAACAGGCAGAAGCUCGCGACAGGACAUUUACAACAGCAUGCAUAUGGCUGGACAAACAAUGAUUUCACAACCAGCAGCAGCACCACAACCAGCACCGCAAGCAGCUGCAGCAUCGCUGCAAUCAGCAGCAGCACCACCGCCGCCACAAGCUGAAGCAGCAGCACCACCACCACCACCACCGCCGCCACCACAAGCAGCAGCGGAAACAGCAGCAGCAUCACCAGGAAGAGGAGGAGAAGGAGGCGCAGAGGCAAUAGAGUGGCAAAGAAGCGGAGCACGCGCAGCGUUGUACAGCGCAUGGAACGAUGGAGGGGGCACUAUGGCAAUGUCUUCUCUGCGAUCGCAUGCAGCAGUGGCAGUAACAGCACCAGAAGGAGCAGCUGGAGCUGUAGCAGCAGCAGGAGGAGGAGGAGGAGGAGGAAGACCUGGUGGUGAGGAGACGGAAAGGCAUAUUGACAAGACGCAUAUGCCCAUAGAAGAGGCUUCGCAGAUGCCACUUCCGUCGAGAGGAGGUGAGCUAUGGAUGGGAGGAGGUGAAGCAGGAAUGGCAGGCGCAGGCAUACUCGGUGAGACUGCAUUCUUGGGGGCAAUCUCGUCAGCAAGUGAGGAGCUAGCAGGGCAGGUAGCAUCAGAUUCAGAGUUUUCCGCAGCGGAGGCUGGAGGUGUGAGGGGAGCAGCAGAGGCGGAGGGUGCUGUGACAGUUGCCGUCUCCACUUCUGCUACCCCACCCAGAGAGGCGACUCUUGAAGAAGCAGUGAUAGACCUGGAUGGCCCAGCAAGAGAGAUUUCUGACAAUGUGACUACAGUGACCGAGGGAUCUCUCGAUGAGUAG